Molecule: messenger RNA, 735 nt
Organism: Saccharomyces paradoxus
Lineage: Eukaryota; Fungi; Ascomycota; Saccharomycetes; Saccharomycetales; Saccharomycetaceae
Gene: HRI1
Product: Hri1p
Exons: 1
Coding region: 1-735 (244 amino acids)
Source: RefSeq, a predicted model, not a curated record
AUGCCAGCACUAUUAAAAAGACUAUUGUUCCAAGUAGGUCCUCAUCCAAACGAAAGAACAUUCACCUUAUCCUCUGCCUCAACUGAUGGGCACUACAUUUCUUUGAGACCUUUUGUCAAACCAAGUGAUAGUGAGAUAGCUUUCCCAUUCGAGUGGGCCUUUGCCGGUACAAAUGAAACGGUUAAAGUUAAUGAUCAAGGUGACGGUAUCGUUACCCAGGAUUUCAACUUCUGGUUGGAUACAAAUGUAUACUUGAAUGUUCCAAACACUCAUCGUGGUGAAGUAAACACCCGUUGGAAAAAUUGGGAUUCUGGUUGUGUCGAAGAGACAGGUGCUGUUUACCCAUUCGGUGCCGACAAGGAAAGUGUCUCUUUCAGAGAAUUGUGGCAACCAGUUGACCCAUCAAGAGAAGAUCUAGUCAUCGUCUCGCCAAACAAUGAAAAGUUUUCAUCAGAUGCCAAGUCAAUUGUCCUCAAAGUUGUCGACGAAGCCUAUGAUGGUUUAGUUAUCGUUAUCGGUAGAUGGAUUCAAGGGUUUUUGUCCAAAAAGAAUGAAAAUACUAUUGAAGGUUUGAACUUCAUCAGAUUAUUGGAAAAAGAUUCCGGUAAAUUUGAAUCCUUGUUAAGCUACGGUAAGGAAGUCAAGAGAAUUCCUCAGAGCUACGAAAAUUUGAAAAAAGGCUCCACUGUAACCAGCGAGGGAUUGAAAUGGGAAGUUAUUGAGUAUCACGCUUAA